AUGUCUGGUUCCAGCAAAGACAUCCUGGUCAACAGAUCAGGAAUACCACAGGCUCCAUUCAUUGACGAUGUUGACAAAUGGAUGCAAGGAGAAGAAGCUGAAUCAACGCUUCGUAAAUUCGACGAAAUGCUCCAAAAAUACAAGUACAUGGAGGCUAGCUCGCAAGCUAGAAAACGGACCUUGGAAGACAAGGUACCUGAAAUUCGAAAGACGUUGGAUGUGGUCAAGUUUAUUAUGAGCCGAACGGAUUCAGCUGAACCGAUCGACUCGCAAUUCGAGGUGAACGAUACCUUAUGGCUGAAUGCCAAAAUCAAGAAUCCUCAGACAGUCUACCUUUGGCUUGGGGCUAACGUAAUGCUGGAAUAUCCAUUGGGAGAAGCUGAAUCCCUCCUAGACGAGAAAUUGACUGGUGUUCUCAAGACACUGCAAGCUCUCGGUGAAGACUUGCAGUUCUUGAGAGAGCAAAUCACCACGAUUGAAGUCAAUAUCGCCCGUGUGUACAAUUGGGAUGUUAAGGAUCGCCGUACUAGGCGUGAUGGGAAGGCCAAAUAG
Messenger RNA from Synchytrium microbalum, 552 nucleotides. RefSeq lists its product as uncharacterized. Gene Ontology annotation, cellular component: cytoplasm; prefoldin complex. The record is from RefSeq and is a predicted model, not a curated record. Gene Ontology annotation, biological process: microtubule-based process; protein folding; tubulin complex assembly. The coding region runs from base 1 to 552 and encodes 183 amino acids. Gene Ontology annotation, molecular function: tubulin binding. Lineage: Eukaryota; Fungi; Chytridiomycota; Chytridiomycetes; Synchytriales; Synchytriaceae. The transcript has 5 exons.